Porites evermanni is the source of this 13097-nucleotide messenger RNA. The record is from the annotation of a GenBank genome assembly. NCBI's taxonomy places the organism in Eukaryota, Metazoa, Cnidaria, Anthozoa, Scleractinia, Poritidae.
AUGCACUCUUCGCCAGCUUCUUCUAUCGACCCGAAGCGAUUCUACAAACCUGGCAACGUUACUCUAGGUGUCUUGCUUCCUCUUCACGUCAGAACCGCCCAGGAUAAAUGCGGUGAGUUUUACGCUUUCGGCCUUGGAUACACUGAGGCUAUAACUUUUGCAAUCGAGCGUAUUAACAAGGAUCCUGAGCUUCUACCAAAUGUGACACUGGGCUUCGACAUUCGAGACUACUGCGACACACCUGUUCUCGCCAUGAAAAUAGCCAAUGACUUCGUGAAAAGUAAUUAUCUCAACGAACUGCUUGAAGGACAAGGUGAUAACUUUACGUCAAAGCUUACAAUAAAUAUGGAUUAUCUAACGGCACCCAUUUCUGCAGUUAUUGGCACUGAAGAUUCAAGUAGCACCACUCUCGUCUCGAGUCUACUGCAGGUGGCUGCCAUUCCAACUAUAAGUCCUUUCGCUACCAGCGAGGAGUUGAGCUCACCGUAUUUUAACUCCUUCUUUCGUACCAUUCCACCGGAUGGCCAACAAGCUAAAGCCAUGGCUGACAUAAUAGAGUAUUAUCAAUGGAAGUAUAUUGCAGCCGUAGCCAUUGACAAUUCCUACGGACGAUACGGCAUACGCGCGUUGGAACGAGAAGCCUAUGACCGAAAGACCUUCUGCAUCGCGUUUUCGGAGUACAUCACGCAUUCGGGAUACAGAGGAAAACUAAAAUCAAUCGUGAGAAAACUCAAAGAUGCUGAAAACAUCAAAGUGGUCAUCUUAUGGAGCAACUAUGAACCAGCAAAAAGAUUUCUGGAAGAAGCGACUGCACAGGGGCUUGAAGGACGAACUUUUUUUAUUAGUGAAGCAAUAGCCUUAAUCAAUCCAGACGUUUUGGAAAAAAAUGCUAUCAUACUAAAAGGAGCAAUAGGAAUAAGGCCUUAUCUAUUCACAGACCAUCUGUUUGAGCAUUAUCUUAAGGGAAUCACACUAAAUGAGACUCGAGAAAGCCCCAAUCCGUGGUGGAAGGAUUUUUGGACAAGUCAUCUGAACUGCCCCUCAAUGUCUGAGGGUGCUUGCCUUAACCCGGCCAAAAUAGACGCUCGAGCCUUCGCCAAACUGCACAACGCCUUCAUUCCUUAUCUGAGAGACGCCGUCUAUGCCCUUGCACACGCGCUGGACUCUUUACUGAAGUGUAAAAAGCCCGGAGGUGGACCUUUAGCGAGUGGGUACUGUCCUGAGCAAAAUGCCAACUUCACAGCUGAAGCCAUGCUUCUGAAACUCAGGAAAGUGAGUUUUCAAGGCAUAACAGGGCAAGUGCAGUUCACCGAAAGUGGUGAUCCCACUUUUUCGUCGUACGAUAUCGUGAACUUUCAGAAACAGACCGAGAGUUAUGAAAAUGUAAAGGUGGGGACAUGGACAGGGGGAACUCGCAUCAACCUCACAAUCAAUGACAAACGAAUAAAAUGGGCUAAUGAAGAAAGUGAGCCUCCCAUAUCCACGUGCAGCCACCGUUGUCCUCCGGGAACUAAGCAGACGAUCACUGUGUCCUGUUGCUGGGAAUGCAUUAAGUGUCCUCUGGGCUCCAUCAGUAAACAGCACAGCUCUCACAACUGUACGAAGUGUCCACAACUACAUAAAUCAAACGCCGGCGGUACAGCAUGCCUGCCUUUGCCAGUUAUCAACAUCAAGUGGAAAGAUGGUACUGCAGUGAUAUUUUUGAUCCUAACGGUUAUUGGAUUGCUUGCAACAAGCGCGGCGUUCUUUGUUUUUAUGAAGAACCAGAGUACACCAUUAGUGAGGGUAUCCAAUCGCGAACUUAGCCUUCUUUUGCUUGUCACAAUCGCGUUGUCUUUUGUUCUCACCUUGCUCCAUCUUGCUCAACCCACAAAAAUGAUAUGUUGUAUUAUUUAUCCCCUAAGGUACUUUAUUAAUACGAUCUUUGUUUCCAUCCUCUUCUUGAAGACAAACCGUUUGGUCCGCGCUUUUCAGACCGACAUCAUUCCAAACUGGUUCAAGCGAUAUAUCUUGGAUCGCAAACGUCAAUUUCUUGUGGUCUUGGGACUCAACAUAGUUGAAGUUAUUCUGGCAAUGUUGUGGCUAACUCUGGAUCCACCUUACGAGCACCAGGAGAUACGGGUACAGACACAUGUGUUUUACACCUGUAUGCCAUUCAGAUCAGCCGUUGGAAGGAUCCUCAGAGCAACCAUGUUUAGUUAUUUCAUAUUCCUGUCUCUUGUAUGCGCUGGUUAUGCCUUUAAAGCCAGGCGACUUCCAGAGAACUUCAACGAAACGAGAUACAUCGGUUUCGCGUUGUACGUGCUCCUGAUUUCCUGGAUGUCAUUUUAUCCGGUGGACACGUCCCUGGAAGGUUUUUACAAAACCAUCGUGGCCUGUGCCACUGCCCUCGUCACCGCAUAUGGAAUUCUUUUGUGCGUUUUCGCGCCAAAAAUAUUUGUCAUCCUACUUCAUCCAGAGCAAAACACAAACGAGUUUAUGAAAGCUGAAAUUGGACAGUUCACAAGGAGUUCUACGUUUACAGGAAGAAUCCAACGCGCGAAGGUUCAGCCCACAAACGGGAUUAAAAAUAAUGACACUUAGCUAGACAGCACAUGGCAAACUAAACAGUUACCAGAUCAGAACUACAUAAAUUUCGUUACUUCAGUUUAUACUGAGAGGCACAAACAAGUUGCAGUUACUUCGAGGUUAAAAAUACUACUCCUCAUGGGAAACACUCUUUCAAAUUUCUGGGACCCAAAUUGUGGAAUGUCAAGGUUAAAUGAGGACUUAAAGAAGCUGUGUCAUGAAAUUCAUGGCAAUUCAAACAGUGAGACUGACUACCACCAAACUGAGUGAAACAUAGAAAUAACCGCUCAAAACAUAAACAGAAGGAAGGGAUAACUAUCACAGCAAAUACAAAAGGAAGCAUGGAUGGACAAACUUUUGCUUGUGCUUUUUGAAUACUCAUUAGCCCAUCCUCGGAGACCUGGCCAGGGGCCCUCAGUCUGCUCGGGAGAAAAGGCGGGACGAAAGUGUUCAAGUUCGGGCGAAAGAGCCCCUGGGUACCGACUCUCACCGGACCAUUUCCAAAAAUUCAAGCGGAUGCUGGCUCCUGAUUGGGCACAAAAAAUGCUUUGUAUUAUUAUUCCCAAUUGGCGGACAGUUUUUCCUGAGUUCGUACACGACAGCUAUUGUCUCGCCUCACUUGCCCGGUUCGUUCAUCAAACUUGUGCAUACAAAGGCAACUUUUAUUUUUUACUUUCCCAACCAGAAACGAAGGAACUACCGAUGAGUCGAAAAAACGUUUGGGAUGCUAUCAGCAGGAGCAAUUGAAUUUGCCCCGGGAAUAUUCUGUUUUUGACGGAUCACAGUGUAGCGUAAAUAAUAGGAAGUUUAAGAUGCGGCGGCGACAAGAAACAAGGCAGAACAACAACUUUGCACGUGCAUCACGCUUUUUUGUACAACUGCAUGACUACCCGUGGAAAUAACUAAUUUCACGUUUUGUGAAGGACGUAAACAAGCAAUGACAAAAUUCAUUCUCUUCAUGAACUUGGAUAUGGUUGAUAGAAAUUCAGCUCCAGAAGAGUUCGCUUGCAUUUGUGACAAAGUAAGCGAGUUGGAAUAAUCACGAUAUAGACUGAAAAAAUAUGACGUUUUCGUGGCUGUCAGCCGUCGUGCUAUCUUUUGAAAACUCUCUAUAAAUAUAUUUACGCAAGGCGUGGCCGAUGCAAGUGUAAAUAACUGUUGUAAGCUAAAGCUUGUUUUUUUGGAAAAGCGUCUUUAGUUUUCGGACAGACGGUAUUUUAAAAUCAGAUGGGGAUUUUAUAUCAAACUGAAAGUUUUCCGACAGACACGCCGUGAUCGAGACAACAGCCGUCGUGUACGAACACACGAAAGGAGCUCAGAAUAAUACAAAACAUUUUUUGUUCCCAAUUAGCUGAGCCGGCAUCCGCUUGAAUUUUUGGAAAUAGUCCGGUGAGAGUCGGUACCCAGGGGCUCUUCCGCCCUUACUUGAAAACUUUCGUCCCGCCUUUUCUCCCAAACCAACUGACUGCCACUGGGUCUCCGAGGAUGUCGUUACGUUUGAAAUAGUGCUUGGGAGACAUAUCUGUCUGACACGACGUUGUGAUUUUGCCAUUUACAACGGUAAUUUAUCAAGUUUCAUUAAUAGCAAAUAAGGAUGCACGAUUGCCAUUAUUAUUAUUACCACGAGCGUGGUCUACUUUAGAAAUACAUAGCGAAAUUUAUUGAAACGUUUUGUAAGUUAAUCAAUCUAAUUAUUCGUCUCAAAUUUAUACUUAAUUGUACUUUAGUUUUAAAUUUUGAUGACAAUAAACAAUUUUCUUCCUUUUUCUCGCAAACAGGUGAUUCUACUCUUUAAUCCUAGUUUAAAUUUUUUUUUUCCUGGAUCGAGUAUACCAGCUGCCAAUAUUAGGUCUCAAAGUUUAGAAAACUGAUGUUAGCAGUUUAUUAAACGGAGAAAGACACACCAAACACAAAAAUAGAAUAGGAAAGCCGAAGCAAAUAGUUCUAAACCCUUUCUAUUCUCACGUGAUUUCGGGAUCAGAGUAACACCAGCAACAAUUUCCAAAGGUACCUGGGUCUCGGGUGAACGUACAAACUCGUACUUCAUCAAAUUCCAAUGCAGGACCUUGGCCCUAAACCGAAUGGCAAAAACUGAUAUGGGAGACGAGUGUCUUUGGCGGGGCUUUGGAAUCUCUCGGGAUCUUCUGGGUCGGAUCAGACAUCAGGGUCACCAUGAAGAAAAUACACAAGAAUGAUGACUUGUAGUCCUGGUGGGAUAUAAAUGUCAUUAAACUUCUUGUCGUCGACAUGCACAUUCACAGUUAAACACAGCCAAAGGUGGAUUUAGUCGCAGUGACUCAUUCAUAACACAAUCCAGAUACUCAAUGUCAUGAGAAAGGUUGUACAGAGAGCUUUCAGGGUUUCUCUUGACUGCUUCAUUGAUCUCCUCUCUUAAUUUGUCCUGUACAUUCUGGUUCAGGGCCAGCUGGUAGGUGAUAUAGGCCAAAGUAUUACUCGAAGUUUCGUAACCUGCGAAAAGAAAGAUCUGAUACUGGCCAUUUCUUUCUUAAUCGGUGAGUUUGGAUAAUUCCUUUUCAGCUGAAUCCUCGUUCGCUGUCAGCAAAAAUUGAACAAAUCCAGUUGUCUUCCUGUUGGCCCAGUUUUUCUCGUUUGCUGUAAGAUCUCUGAGGCGACCUUUUUGAAGUUAAGCUUGGAGUGCGCAUGAUUUGUGCCAGAAUCCUCAAAAGAUAUAUUUUAAAAGGAAGCCGUCUUAAAAUGUCCAUUAUCCAAGGAGUGCGAAAAACCUCCUUCACGUUUUUAAAUAACAGGCUUUCUUUAAUAGUCUUUUGGAAUGUUACGUAAGCAGUUACUUAACAUAUGAAAACUCGUCUCAUGCUAAACUAUAAUUUCUUAAACAUUUUCAGAAGACUUGGCUCCCGUGCUCCUGUGCUUAAACUGUUCUGAAUCGUCGAGGAAAAAGAAAGGGGAGAUAUAAAAUUGAGCGCAUUUUACGAGAAACUAUCCCUUACUAGCAUUUUCAUUAAAUUUGAACACUUUUCUAAGCUUUCCAACUGAACGGAAAUCAAACAAAUUUCUCACAAUUUUAUUGAAAAUUAAAUGUGAAGCAUGGGCGGCAUUCUGUUCGUUCGAAGUCUCAUGAUUUAUGAACUUGCCUUUAACUGGAUGUGAAUGCAACAAUGCAGAAAAAAGGCCAUUUAAAACAAGUUCAAUUCAAAUAAUAACCCCACUUACCUGUACUGACAACGCCUUCUAAUGUUUGCAUCAAUCUCUCAACCUAUCUUCGAUCAGGGAUACACCCCUUUCAUUUUCUUUGCGCUGAACGACGGGGUGAGCGUGGCGCGGAGGCGCCUCCAAGCAUCAUCGCGUUCAAGAAAAAACGCUUUCGGCAAUUGCCCUUCAGUCUUAAUUACCGCGACGCGAUUUCGGAAGUUCCAGAAAUCUUUCACCAGAAUCUUCUUCAGGAUGUCAGGAUCGGCAAUAACAAGACUUGGCUUUCCAAACAUACUAAAAGAAAACACUUUGCCAUGAUUUUUAAUGUAGUUACACAACAAAAGGUGUACUCCAUUAAGAAGCAUAUUGCCAAAUAUGGGCCGACCCUUGGGGCUUGGAGCGUUGAUUUUCUUGCGAAGGGCACAAUUACAUGCUUCUUGCCACCAGAUGAACAAUAGCACAACAACUACAGCUGUUUUGAAGGCAGUGGGCAAAGGUUUUACUAAACUUGAGUUAGAAUCUACUUCAAGGCCAUCCAUUGUCCUCUAUCAGGAUAAAGAGAAGAGUGUGAUACAGUAAAAACUCGCGACUAAUUAACAACUUACAUUUUCCCAAGUUAGCCUUAACAAGUUCUUACAUAAAUGGUUAUGUAAAAAGGAAAAUGUUGGAAAUUAUAGCGGAGCUUCCGCCCGCGCUUUCGCGGCGAAGUCCCAUUGCUAAGAGAAAUUGGAAACCUAUGAAAGCAAGGAAAUUUGGUUAUGACGUAGCGCACGCCCGCUUGCUAACCCGUGUACAUAGGCGUACGGGCCGGGGGGCGAGGGGGGCUGCACCCCCCCCCCCCAAAGUUUGGCCAACUCAGAUGUUUUUGGGCAGCAAGAGAAAUUUGGGCAAAGCCAGUUUUUAAAUACGUUUCCAUGUUUUUUAUUAUUAUUAUUAUUAUUAUUAUUAUUAUUAUUUUGAAGAGAUAAAUAUUUUCUAUUUUAACCAGAAGUCGGCGUAAUAAUUCAGUUACGUUCACACGAGACAGUGGUUGCCUAGCACUUGAUGAGUUUCUGGUUAUAAGGGAAGGGUAUCAUAUGCUGAUCUUUUUUUGUUGGGCACUGUACUUCACUGCACUAACUGGAGUGGGCUAUUUCCAGUCAUGAAUUGAUUAGAAUAAACCUCCGCAUAACUUUCUAGAAUCACCUCCGCUCCUAGAACAAUGUGUGGCAGAACACGCAUCAGCAACGGGUCUGAAAGUGAAGUGGCUGACUAAUUCUCAGUUUGAAUUACGAGAAGAAUCAUAAUUUUCUUAAAAAAAUCUAUCGAGGGGUUUAAAAAUUAUUCACUAAUUUGUUUAAGUAGACCGAAAUGUUUACGAAACCCCUAACAAGAUCGAGCGCUAAUCAAAUCCUUCCUUAUAGCAAUUGGCAGGAGCUAUCUCCAUGAUCUUUCAUACACGUUUUUAAUAUGAUUGAAACUACUGUGAGGUGAAAUUGCAUGUCAAAAGCGCUCCGUUUUCUUCAGAUUACGACUAAACAUCAAGAUUCUCCUUUUUUACCUUAUUUCUAGAAAUAUUGCUGCAAGUAUAAUAGGUAAUGGCGUCAUUUCGUUGCUAUGACAGCUCCGAUGUCAUUGCAAUCCUGAUCAUGACAAAUUUCCCUCUUUAUCUAAUACAACUGUGGUGGCAAUUUUUUCCAAAUGCUUGUUUGUGGCCACGUAGUUUAUGCUCAAACUUGGCAGGUAUUGACUCUGAAAAACUGUAUCGUGCCACUUUCAUAUGCCAAUACGGCCUAUUUUGUUGCAUGGCCCUAGUUUCCUUUCGACUGUUUUGUAAAAAUUUGGGCAACUUGCAAGAAUUUUUUGGGCAAAUGGAUUACCGCCCCCCCUGGCAAAAAAAUGCCCGUACGCCUAUGCCCGUGUACACACUACAUGUAAGACGAUGUCAAAGGUCACAUUAGAUCUUGCACAAAUUGGCACUAGCCUGUCAGUUAUGUAAGCCAUCCUCUGUAUGAAGAUGAAUUGACAGCUGUCAAAUUCGGACAUCCGCUGACAAAUAUCACAUAACCAUCUCUCGGCCUCAGAUGAAAUACCAGUCGUUUUGCCCCUACAUGUAAGCUCUGUAAUAUAUCACACUUACCAACAUAAAAAUGAAACUACGCUUUCACCGCGGAGUGCUGUCAGUAGUUUAAAGUUAUAUGUGCAAGCCAAAUCGAGGUCAAUUGUCGAAAUGGAACAUGUGCAGACCACUAUCACAAAACUAACAACGUUGGCUCAGGUACACGAUUCGGCAUUUCGCCCCCACUACAAGCCGGAAUGAAUUAUAUUACACUACGCUGUCAUAUUCGCAGUCCAUUUAUUCGAAUAUUCGCCAUUCUUAUGAAGGUCAAUUAACAGCUCUCAAACAAGAGCAUCCGCUGACAUUUUAUUCGAUGACGGGCUCAAUUCUGUUUUUUUUAGAGCAGACGACACAUCUUAACGACACAUCAGGCGUGUUUGGCUGAUUUAGACGGUACGAUUUUUGCUUACGAUUAUCGUGCGCGACUAGCAUGCGUCAUGACCUCACAACAGAUUGUGUCUUGUAAAUUAGACCCACGACAUUCGUACGACAAAUUGGGUGUCGUAAGUGAAAAUUGUGCGCGUGUGGAUGGUCGAAAGUCAUGACGUAUGCUGGUCGCGCACGUGGUUCGGAAAUAAUCGGCCUUACACGCUUGGUCAAUUUGUUUGAAUUAUCUAAUAAAUGACUGAAAGAGUAUAUUUAUCAGUCAUUCACUGAACGUUAACCCCAUCAGGAGUAUGUUUUCGUUCUACUUGUCAAAUUAUUUUACGAGGAAAAGGCAACGAAAAAUAAAUAGAAGGUCUCUGAAAACAGAAGCAAACUUUCACUUGGUUUCACGGAGUAACCCCGACCAUUGAACAAUCGAAACACAACACACCACAAGACGAAAACAGAGUGCGGCUAAUUAAUUGAACGUCGGCCUAGAAGUUCAUCCCCAUUCAUUAAUUACAUCAGUUAUGAGAAGUUCACCAUUACAUCAGUCAUUAAUGGCAGUUUGAUACUUGUGGAUAUUUAAAGCUGCAUAAAAGCAAACUAUUUUUUAGUUUGUUAUUAUUGUACAUGGACGGCUUCGUGCAUUUAUCAGUGUGCUGAGUAUUGCAAUUGAAUUUUCGUUUUGAUUUUUACCCUCUACGGUAUGUUGGGUUUCUAAAGUCUAAAGCUCGAUGGCCGGAGAGUUUCUAUUGAUUUCAGAUGUGUUUCAACGGGAAAACUGAAACCCUUUCUCAAACGACGGUAAAUGAACGGCUCCAAAUGUUAAGCAGGGAUUUAAAUAUUUCUUUGUCAUGGCUUUAAGAUGAUAAGUUUUCAAGUUUAUUGCUUUUAUUAGAAGUAUAUAAACGGAUGCUUCGCCUUUAGCCCUGGUUAAAUCUAUAUAUUACACCUGUAGUCGCACCACGAAAAAGAAAAUGGAUUCAAGGUCAAACAUAACUCCCUUGCUCCCUGUGUGCACAUCAACCCGCCGCUCUUAUAAAACUGGCUUCUUCCUGCCCUGGUGUUUUGCCGUGAGAAGAAACGAGCUGAGUCAGAUAUUUUUUCUACCUCGACAGCAGGCCAAGUGGGAACCGGAAAUCCAACCUUAGGUAAACUUUGAAAGUUAUAUGUGAAAACGGAAAAUGUUGAAAUCAUAUGGAAAGACUAAUAAGAUGCUGUUUAAUUCUAAUUUCAUGUAGAUCACGGGUGAGUACAUUAAAAUGAGGAAUAAGCUAAGUUUGCGGGGACACAACAUGCCCUCUGAGUAAGCGAUUGCCGUGAGAAAUCCAAGGGAUGUAAAUUCAUCUCCCUCAUUGAAAUUAAUCAUGUCGCAACUGGAACGGAGGGGAAAAACUGUCGUGGCAGAAGCGACACCAAAUAAGCAGUCAGGUUGACAAUUCGUUUACAUAACAAAAAGGAAGUUCAAUCUUCGCAGGGCUCCGGGCUGAGUGGCCAGGAUCUGUUCUUAAUGCCUCCGGCCAAGCUUUGCCACCUUCGCUACAUGAAUAUACCAAAAGUGCUAAAAAGGUUUUUAGUUUCCUAUUAAGCCUUCAAUGAAAAUGUCAUGUUUCAAUCUUAAACGCGUCGUCAUCUUCGUUAAAGCGGAGGGUUUUAUAGGAAAACGAUCACUUUAUCUGAUAAAAUACCAGCGCUUUAAUUAAAUUUUCCUUUCACAGGCAGAGAUAUUCCAGUCCUCCUCGUAAGAUAAAGAUAAACUACGGUGGUAAUGCUGACCACUCUGGAGAUUUCUUCGCUUUUGUUUCCUAACACGACGCCGUACUGGCUUAGUACCUGCUAAAGGGCAUAUUGGACUACUGAACCUGAUUGCUGAUAGGUUGGUUUUCAUUUUGAAUACCUCACUCAACACUAAGAAAACAAAUAAACACACUGACACUGUUGAAUUUCUUGCAACGUUCUGGCUACACAGCUGUCUCAAGGUAGUAAUCGAUAUGGUUGUUUAUCAGUGAAAGAAAAUAUACUAAAUAAAAUUAUGCCAUUAUCUCGAUUAUAACAUUUAGCCGUCAACUAAACGCAAUUAUAAUAAGGUAUGAUCCUUAGAGUUUUUUAAUGGCGACAACUGAGGAACUAAAAUAACUUAUUAUGGGCAUAUAUAAUAAUUAAGAUUUUCGUUUUCUUUUCUUUUCUAGCUUGAUCUGAUGCACAUAAAAGUAAACUGGCUUAACGAGGAAAAAAUGUCAAAGUUUCAUUUCCUAUUGUUAUGGUUAUUGAUGCGCUCUUCGCCAGCUUCUUCCAUCGACCCAAAACGAUUCUACCAACCGGGCAACGUUACUCUAGGAGUCUUGCUUCCUCUUCACGUCAGUACCGCCCAGGAUAAAUGCGGUGAGUUUUACGCUUUCGGCCUUGGAUACACCGAGGCUAUAACUUUUGCAAUCGAGCGUAUCAACAAGGAUCCUGAGCUUCUACCAAAUGUGACACUGGGCUUCGACAUUCGAGACUACUGUGACACACCUGUUCUCGCCAUGAAAAUGGCCGAUGACUUCGUGAAAAGUAAUUAUCUCAACGAACUGCUUCAAGAACAAGGUGUUAAGGAGCUUAGGUCAAAACUUACAAUAAAGAUGGAUUAUCUAACGCAACCGGUCUCCGCAGUUAUUGGCACUGGAGAUUCAGGUAGCACCACUCUCGUCUCGAGUCUACUGCAAGUGGCUGCCAUUCCAACUAUAAGUCCUUUCGCUACCAGCGAAGAGUUGAGCUCACCGUAUUUUAACUCCUUUUUUCGCACCAUUCCACCCGAUGGCCAACAAGCUAAAGCCAUGGUUGACAUAAUAGAGUANCCAUUCCAACUAUAAGUCCUUUCGCUACCAGCGAAGAGUUGAGCUCACCGUAUUUUAACUCCUUUUUUCGCACCAUUCCACCCGAUGGCCAACAAGCUAAAGCCAUGGUUGACAUAAUAGAGUAUUAUCAAUGGAAGUAUAUUGCAGCCGUAGCCGUUGACCAUUCCUACGGUCGAUACGGCUUACGCGCGUUGGGACGAGAAGCUUACGACCGAAAGACGUUCUGCAUCGCGUUUUCGGAGUACAUCACGCGUUCAGGAUACAAAGGAAAAAUAACAUCAAUCGUGAGAAAACUCAAAGAUGCUGAAAACAUUAAAGUGGUCGUCUUAUGGAGCACCUAUGAACCUGCAAAAAGGUUUCUGGAAGAAGCGACUGCGCAGGGGCUUGAAGGACGAACAUUUCUUAUUAGUGAAACAUCAACUUCCAUGAAUCCAGACGUUUUGGGAAAAAAUGCUGUCAUACUAAAAGGAGCGAUAGGAAUAAGGCCUUAUCCAUUCACAGACCGUCUGUUUGAGGAUUAUCUUAAGGGAAUCACACUAAAUAAGACCCGAGAAAGCGCCAAUCCGUGGUGGAAGGAGUUUUGGACAAGUCAUCUCAACUGCCCCUCAACGUCUGAAGGUGCUUGCCUUAACCGGUCCAAAAUAGACGCUUGAGCCUUCGCCAAACUGCACGACGCGUUCGUUCCUUACCUGACAGACGCCGUCUACGCCCUUGCACACGCACUGGACUCUUUACCGAAGUGUAAAGAGCCCGGAGGCGAACCUUUAGCGAGUGGCUACUGUCCUGAACAAAAUUCCAACAUCAAACACGAGGCCAUGCUUCUGAAACUCAGGAAAGUGAGUUUUCAAGGCAUAACAGGGCAAGUGCAGUUCACCGAAAGUGGUGAUCCCACUUUUUCGUCGUACGAUAUCGUGAACUUUCAGAAACAGGCGGAGCAUUAUGAAAAUGUUAAGGUCGGGACAUGGACAGGGGGAAAUCGUAUCAACCUCACAAUCAACGACAAACAAAUAAUAUGGGCUAAUGAAGAAAGUGAUCCUCCCAUAUCCACAUGCAGUCACCGUUGUCCUCCGGGAACUAAGCAGACGAUCACUGUGUCCUGUUGCUGGGAAUGCAUUAAGUGUCCUCUGGGCUCCAUCAGUAACCAGCAUAGCUCUCCCAACUGUACGAAGUGUCCACAACUACAUAAAUCAAACGGGGACGGUACAGCAUGCCUGCCUUUGCCAGUUAUCAACAUCAAGUGGUCAGAUGUUACUGCAGUGAUAUUUUUGAUCCUAACAGUUAUAGGAUUGCUUGUAACAAGCGUGGCUUUCUUUGUUUUUAUAAAGAACCAGAGUACACCAUUAGUGAGGGUAUCCAAUCGCGAACUUAGCCUUCUUUUGCUUGUCGCAAUUGCGUUGUGUUUUGUUCUCACCUUGCUCCAUCUUGCUCAGCCCACAAAGAUUUUAUGUUGUAUUGUGUAUCCCCUAAGGUACUUUAUUAAUACGACCUUUGUUUCCAUCCUCUUCUUGAAGACAAACCGUUUGGUCCGCGCUUUUCAGACCGACAUUAUUCCAAACUGGUUCAAGCGAUAUAUCUUGGAUCGCAAACGUCAAUUUCUUGUGGUCUUGGGACUCAACAUAGUUGAAGUUAUUCUGGCAGUGUUGUGGCUAACUCUUGAUCCACCUUACGAGCACCAGGAGAUACGGGUACAGACACAUGUGUUUUACACCUGUAUGCCAUUCAGAUCAGCCGUUGGAAGGAUCCUCAGAGCAACCAUGUUUAGUUAUUUCAUAUUCCUUUUUCUUGUAUGCGCUGGUUAUGCCUUUAAAGCCAGGCGACUUCCAGAGAACUUCAACGAAACGAGAUACAUCGGUUUGGCGUUGUACGUGCUCCUGAUUUCCUGGAUGUCAUUUUAUCCGGUGGACACGUCCCUGGAAGGUUUUUACAAAACCAUCGUGGCCUGUGCCACUGCCCUCGUCACCGCAUAUGGAAUUCUUUUGUGCGUUUUCGCGCCAAAAAUAUUUGUCAUCCUGCUUCAUCCAGAGCAAAACACAAACGAGUUUAUGAAAGAUGAAAUU